Papilio xuthus (Asian swallowtail) is the source of this 1083-nucleotide messenger RNA. RefSeq lists its product as uncharacterized. The transcript has 4 exons. The record is from RefSeq and is a predicted model, not a curated record. NCBI's taxonomy places the organism in Eukaryota, Metazoa, Arthropoda, Insecta, Lepidoptera, Papilionidae. Bases 158 to 769 code for a protein of 203 amino acids.
UUCUAAAAAUGAACAUCUGUUGAUGUAUGUUGUCAAUCACAAAAAUUUUCGGAUUAUCCCAACAAUAUUUACAGUGUAAAAAUUUUUGUAUGAAAAUGACAAAUCUACUGUGUAACCGGGGGUAAUACAGGUACAAGAUAAAAUUAUACUGUGUGCGAUGGUGAGGUGGCGCAUGUUCUUGUUGCUGGCCAUGCUACUUCUCCUACCGACUCGCUGCCACCCCAAGUUAGACGACGACGACGAUGAUGAGAGGAACGAGGAAGAAGAUGACGAUGAAGAAGGCGAAGAUGAGGAAGAGGAUGACGUAGACGCAUCAGAGAAGUCAGACACGGGGCCGGGUAGGCGCGCGCCCGCCAUACUACCUACGCCAAAGACCGUACCCGUGUCUAGGACGACGCCCAAACGCGCUCUAGAGUGUUAUGUGUGCGCUUACAAGUCCGAAGCACCAUUGAAAGCAUGCUUAGAUCCCACAAAAUACAGAGUGCAUACAAUAACGUGCCACAGUGUGGACGAUAAAUGCUUCACGUCAGUGAUAGCGAAGGGCAACGCAUACGAGGCGGUGAUACGUGGCUGUCGCUCUGGCUGCGUUGGUUCGCCGGAGACAACGUGCUGUGAGUUGAACCGCUGCAACAACCACGCUUUAAAUCUGCCAGUGGUGGUGCCACAUUCAGUAAAAAACAAAUCGUCCAAGUCAUUCCCGCCCACUGUUUUCUUCUUCGUAACUGUACUAUUGUUAUUACAAACGGUAGGUAAAGUUGCCUUCGUCUGAUUGAUAACCGUAAUACUUAAUCAAAUAACAAUUUCAAUUAAGAAUUAAAUCCAAUUAGAUUUAUUUGUAACAUACUACAGAGUUUCUAAAACAAUCAGGUUUUAUUAAAAAUUUUGAUUGUAUUAUGAGUUUAAACUUAUAUAGUUUUUGAUUUUAUACAGAGUAUAUUUAUGUACAUCUUAUAUGAAGUAAUUCAAACUGAACGGACACAAUAAAACUUUUGUGGAACAACUUGUAAAUGUGAGUGAUGUCAGAUCUCAUCAAAGUUCUGUUUUGGUUUAGUUUUUGUAUAUUAAAGUGUUUGGUUUAUAGUA